Helobdella robusta is the source of this 2967-nucleotide messenger RNA. RefSeq lists its product as hypothetical. The transcript has 24 exons. Gene Ontology annotation, molecular function: protein binding. Lineage: Eukaryota; Metazoa; Annelida; Clitellata; Rhynchobdellida; Glossiphoniidae. Bases 1 to 2967 code for a protein of 988 amino acids. The record is from RefSeq and is a predicted model, not a curated record.
AUGAAAAAAGUGAACUCAGAUCACGAGCAGGCUGUAAAUUCUUUGAACAGUGAAUUGGGAAGUUUGAAGAUCCAGAUAAGAAACUUGGAGAUAGUCGACGGGGAGAGGGUGAACUUGAAAGAGAGAUUGAGAGAAAGUGAGAGUAUGAUUAAAGACUUGAAUCAACAAAUUGAUAAUAUGAAGUUACAUGAUAAAGAGCUCAAGUUGAAAGAUAAUGAAACAACGAAAAUGUUUGACCAGAUAGCUGAAUAUGAAAGCGUAAUAAAGGAACACACAGAGGACAGAAGGCUGCACGAAAGGAAAGGCAACACUGUGAUUAAGGAUUUAAAGAAGCAGUUGCAGGCUGAGAGGAAGAGAUGCGAAAAACUCCAAGAAGUUCUUUCAGAUUCUAAAAAUAGGCAAUCAUUGGAGGAACUAUUCAGCCCAGUCGAUGACAGGCUGAAGUUAGCAGAUACCAGUUCAUUAUCAUCAUGGAGUCCUAGUGGAGUAAGCAGUCGAGAUUACAUCGUGCCUAGCACGGAUGAUGACGUCAGCAACGAACAACAACAACAUCAAACAUUGAAAUUCGAGAAUGAAGAACUGAUCAGAAGAGUCGAGAAACUGCAAAGGAAAAUUUCAACUCUAGAAGAAAAGGUUUCUUAUUUAGAGUCUUCCAAUGCCUCGAUGGCCGAAGAUCUCUUAGAGAAAACUGCAGUCAUCGAUCACUACCACAUGAACAGUAGGGCUGGUAUAUCAUCAUCAUCAUCAUCAUCAACAACAACCUCCUCGCUACAACAACAUCGCCACAACAACCACUACCACAACAUGUCGACUGAUAAACUAAGUUUGAAACGCGUUGUCGAUUAUGUGGUGUCGUCGUCGUCUGGAGGUGGAGCUGGAUUUAGAAACUCUUUCUCUGGAGCUGUCCAAGUUAAAAAAUCAGGAGACCACUUAGGAGUGACCAACGUUAUAUCAGAUGUAGGCCCGAGUGUUCCAUAUCGAGAUCUCUGGGAAGCUUAUAAUGAAUUCAGGCAGAAAGGCAUGUUCUGUGACGUGGUGUUAGUCGUCAACGGAAGGAGGUUCCCGGUUCACAAGGCCAUUUUGGCGGCACACAGCAGCUACUUUUUUGCACUGUUCACGAACGGCAUGAAGGAGUCGAUGGAGGACGUCGUCCACAUGCAAGGCUUAGAGACGGAAUCAAUGGAGAUAAUCCUGAACUGCAUUUACACGAUGAAACUUCCACUCAACAAGCAGAACAUUUAUAGCGUAUUUGCACAUGCAGAAUGUUUCUGCCUCAACAGUAUCUGUGAUGCGUGCGUUUGCUACAUCGUCGCCAGUCUCAAGCCAACGAAUUGUGUCGAAUGUUUCUUAUUCGCCAAGAUUCAUAACCGGACGGAUUUAAUUGUUAAGUGCUUAGAGGCGAGAGAAUUAUGCAACCUCCUCAGUAGCAAUACGCUGAAUUCAGAAUCGGAAGAUGAAAUUUUUAACGUCGUCUGCCUCUGGAUCGAAUAUGAUACGCUGAAGAGAUCGCACUACGUCUCGAAGUUCUUACGUUGCUUGAGGCUAGGACUGCUGACCGGUGAUUUCUUCUUGGAUAAGGUGUUCUGCAGUUCGCACGUUGACAUCAAUUGGAAUUCAGUGAAUGAGAUCAUCAACCAAGCAUGGAACCUCAUAAACUGGUCUGAGAAGAACAAGCUCCACUCGCCGUCCAGUAGGGCCUCCCUUGCCCACCCCUUCCUGAAGCCCCGCAUACCCAGACACAUUAUUUUCGCAGUUGGAGGCUGGAGUGGCGACAGCGCAAUAGCCUUCAUAGAGACGUACGAUUGGAAGGUGGAUCGCUGGUACAGCCACCCAUACUUGGAAGAUUCGGUGCCGAGAGCCUACCACGCCAUGAUUGUCCACCUGGCAGUCAUCUACCUCAUCGGCGGGUUCGAUGGCUCCUACUACUUCAACUCCGUCAAGUCUUUCAAUCCGGAAACGGGCAAGUGGAAGGAACUGGCCCCAAUGUACAGCCAGCGCUGUUAUGUCAGUGGAGUCUGCCACAAAGGACUGAUAUAUGCGUGCGGUGGAUUCGAUGGCAGAUCACGCCUGAACACGGUAGAAUGCUACUGCAUACAAACGAAUCAGUGGAAGCAUGUCCAGCCCAUGCAUCAUCAGCGUAGCGAUGCUUCUGCCGAUGUUUUUAAUGAUGAACUCUAUAUAGUGGGCGGUUUCAAUGGCGAGCACUGCCUAUCGUCUGCUGAAUGUUAUAACCCCAUCCUAGACCAAUGGACUCUUCUGCACAGGAUGACGUCAGCACGUAGCGGAGUCAGUCUCGUGGCCCAAGGCGAGUUCAUUUAUGCCCUCGGGGGUUUCGACGGAAUUCGGAGGCUGGAUUCAUGCGAGCGUUACAACCCCUCGGUAAACAUCUGGGAGCCAAUGAGCAGGAUGCAUUCGGCCAGGAGCAACUUUGCCGCUGUGGCUAUGAGUGGAUGCAUCUACGUGAUUGGUGGAUUCGAUGGAUCGAUAACGAUUUCGCAAGUGGAAUGUUACAAAAUAUCCGACGGUGUUUGGCUGCCGGUGUCUGAUCUGAAUAUGAACAGGUCAGCCCUGAAAGCUUGCAUACUGGACGGUCUGCAAAACGCAUCCAACUUCACCUUCUACGGCCAGCAGCAAACGGAUAGUAACAUCGAAUCUGGCGACACAUCCCUACAAGCCGGCUAUUCGGUGUUCGGAUACGGCUCCGUUGAUGAAAUGUUUGCUCUAGAGGAAGCUAAUGAAGCGGAUACUACAACUGCGGCUUCUAAUACAGCUGUCAGUAACGAUCGAAAUGAUGAUAAUGAUGAUUGUUGCGAUGGUAAUGAUGAUGUUGAUGUGGUCAAUUUGGGUGAGGUCAGGUGCUCUGGAGAUAACGUCGUCAUCCUUGAUAACGAUACCCUCGCUAAUAACAACAAUCUGCUGACGUUUCUAAAAGUUCAACCGUUCCCAAUUCAUACCAUGGGGGGUUAA